This is a messenger RNA of Candidozyma auris, 654 nucleotides long. RefSeq names its product mitochondrial 54S ribosomal protein MRPL50. The coding region runs from base 1 to 654 and encodes 217 amino acids. NCBI's taxonomy places the organism in Eukaryota, Fungi, Ascomycota, Pichiomycetes, Serinales, Metschnikowiaceae. Gene Ontology annotation, cellular component: ribosome; mitochondrion. The record is from RefSeq and is a predicted model, not a curated record. Gene Ontology annotation, biological process: translation. Gene Ontology annotation, molecular function: structural constituent of ribosome. The transcript has a single exon.
AUGACUAUCUUACGGAGCCAGUUGUCAUUGGCGAAAAAUUUUACAAGACAUUUGACAAAGUCGAAGAAGGUUCCUGUGCAGCUAUUGCAGGACUUUCUCCCUCAUGGUGUGAAGGGACAGAUCAUUGAUGUCUCACCAGCUUUCAUGAGAAAUGUUCUUCAUGUGGGUAACAAGGCAUGCUAUAUCACUAAAGAACAUGGCCCAAGAAUUCCAGUUGUGAAGGGCCAAAAAAUCAUUCAGCAAUCUUCGUCAAAGAAAGAGCCUAAAAUUCCAGAGAAGCCCAAGGACGAUACACCUGCAUUAUCAUUAGACGAAUUGUCUUCACUUUUCUCCAACAUGAAAUCCUCUGCGAAAUCGAAGGUACAGAGCUUUAAAGCAACUCCUGAUCAAAUGGAGCCCCUUGUUGUCGAAAUCAAGGAGUCUGUUCCACAAGCUCUAACAUUUUCCUUGAAAAGUUCGAAGGCUCCAAUUACGAAGGCAACUGUGGCAGACCUCAUAUAUAAAACAAGCGGUGUUGAAAUUCCUAAAGAAAACAUCAUGCUAGAAGAUCUGAACGGCAAGGUUGUCGGUGAUGUGAGCGAAGUUGGGGAAUACAAAUGGAUAUAUACCAGCUCUGGUGGUGAGAGUAUCAGAAGACAGAUUACAUUCUAUUAA